Oncorhynchus masou masou (cherry salmon) is the source of this 4210-nucleotide messenger RNA. RefSeq names its product forkhead box protein P4-like. Bases 1177 to 3327 code for a protein of 716 amino acids. The record is from RefSeq and is a predicted model, not a curated record. Gene Ontology annotation, biological process: regulation of transcription by RNA polymerase II. Gene Ontology annotation, cellular component: nucleus. The transcript is spliced from 18 exons. NCBI's taxonomy places the organism in Eukaryota, Metazoa, Chordata, Actinopteri, Salmoniformes, Salmonidae. Gene Ontology annotation, molecular function: DNA-binding transcription repressor activity, RNA polymerase II-specific; RNA polymerase II cis-regulatory region sequence-specific DNA binding.
UGAAUUGAUAGAUAGAUAGAUAGAGAGGGAAAUCAGAAAGAGAGAUAGAUAGAGAGGGAAAUCAGAAAGAGAUAGAUAGAGAGGGGUCAUGGGAGAGAGAGAUAGAUAGAUAUAGAGGGAAAUCAGAUAGAGAGAUAGAUAGAGAGGGAAAUCAGAAAGAGAGAUAGAUAGAGAGGGAAAUCAGAAAGAGAUAGAUAGAGAGGGGUAAUGGGAGAGAGAUAUAUAGAUAGAUAGGGAAAUCAGAAAGAGAGAUAGAUAGAGAGGGAAAUCAGAAAGAGAUAGAUAGAGAGGGGUCAUGGGAGAGAGAGAGAUAUAGAGGGAAAUCAGAAAGAGAGAUAGAUAGAUAGAGAGGGAAAUCAGAAAGAGAGAGAUAGAUAGGGAAAUCAGAAAGAGAGAGAGAUAGAUAGAGAGGGAAAUCAGAAAGAGAGAUAGAUAGAGAGGGAAAUCAGAAAGAGAGAUAGAUAGAGAAGGAAAUCAAAAAGAGAGAGAGAUAGAUAGAGAGGGAAAUCAGAAAGAGAGAUAGAUAGAGGGAAAUCAGAAAGAGAGAUAGAUAGAUAGGGAAAUCAGAAAGAGAGAUAGAUAGAGAGGGAAAUCAGAAAGAGAGAGGGCAUAGGCAUAAAAAAGCUGGUGUGGCGAUAGACAGGGAGAGUGAGCAAGAGGGCGUGACAGAUGGAGAGAGAUGUGGAGAUGCAUUGGCACUGACCAUAUUCCUCCCUACCUCCCCCCUCCUUCCUCCCUCCUCCCUUCCCCGUUCCCUGUAUUAAUAAGCAGCGUUGCUGGGAGCUGAUGCAAGGCGGGGAAACAGUCAUUCAGGGAGCAGUAUAAAUAUUCCCACAUGAGGCUUAACAUGAUAAAGACUUAAUAACCCAGUAAGCUGCUGUAAACACCCACACAUACACACACACUCUUUAGCAUGCACACACACAUACACGACACACACGCCACAAAUAUACUUGCACACACAUACAGGGAGGGGGAGGAGUUAACUGCAGGUGUGCAGGAGUUAAGCCAAUCAGAGCUGUGCCUAAGAGAGGGUUCAUUACACUGCAGAACAUGUUGAAAGAGAACAAGGGAUGAGAGAGAAGACAAAGAAAAAGUGAAGAAAAGAUUAAGGGAGAAAAAAAUAUUCCAACCAAACUGACAUUGGGUUAGAAUUUGGAGCCGAGGUGCCACGUGAUGAUGGUGGAAUCGGCCUCUGAGACCACUCGAACUACGCCCUCCAAUCAGAACGGAGUCAGCAGCCUCAGCAGCCAUUCGGACGGCGGGGGAGGGAGAGAAGGCGGGUCCAACGGGGACACCAAUGGGGAGAUCAGCCCAGUGGACCUACUGCACCUCCAGCAGCAGCAGGCCCUGCAGGCAGCCAGACAGUUCCUCCUCCAACAGGCAUCUGGACUCAACUCCCCCAGCAGCAACGAGGUGAAACAGAGCCCGGUGCAGGUGCCAGUGUCCAUGACUAUGUUGGCCCCCCAGAUGAUCAGUCCUCAACAGAUGCAGCAGAUCCUGUCCCCUGCUCAGCUACAGGCCCUGCUGCAACAACAACAGGCCAUCAUGCUACAGCAGCUACAGGAGUACUAUAAGAAGCAGCAGGAGCAGCUGCAUCUUCAGCUUCUGACUCAACAGCAGCAGCAGCAGGCUGGGAAGCAGGCGGCCAAAGAGCAGCAGAUAGGUAACAAGCAGUUGGCCUUCCAGCAGCAGCUCAUUCAGAUGCAGCAACUUCAACAGCAGCACAUCCUCAACCUGCAGAGACAAGGCCUGGUCUCCCUACAGCCCAGUAACCCCAUGCAGAGCCUGCAGCAAGCCAUGUGUCCUGGGGACCUGCAGCAGCUGUGGAAGGAGGUGUCGGGGGUGCAGUCUGCAGAGGAGGCCCUGAAGCAGCAGCAGACUGGAGAGGGUCUGGACCUCAGCACCAACUCUACCUCAACCUCCUUCCCCAAAGCAAACACACGCAGCAGCCUGCACAACGGACAUGACAACCACACCCCAAAGAGAGACAGAUACAGAGACAGAGCAAGACUCUUUGAAUGGAUCUCCUCCUUCAGCAAGGCAGACCUCGGAGAUGAACACCUCAUGCCUUACACCAAAGGCGGCCCGCUAUCCAGCAGCCACCACGAGGAGCAUGCAGGUUCCCAUCCUCUCUAUGGCCAUGGAGAGUGUAAAUGGCCUGGCUGUGAGGCUCUGUGUGAUGACAUGGGACAGUUCAUCAAGCAUCUGAACAACGAGCAUGCUCUGGAUGACCGCAGCACGGCCCAGUGCAGGGUGCAGAUGCAGGUGGUCCAACAGCUGGAGAUACAGCUGUCCAAGGAGAGUGAACGACUGCAGGCGAUGAUGACCCACCUACACAUGCGCCCUUCGGAGCCAAAGCCUUUCAAUCAACCUCUGAACCUGGCGUCCAGUGGCUCCCUGCUGAAGAGGGAGAGCGAUGCGUACCCCGAGGGUCUUCCUCACCCCCCCACCUCCGCUGCCGCCCCUAUUACCCCGGUCCGCCAGGGCCCCUCUGUCAUCAGCUCCUCCAGCCUGCACUCACACUCACACUCACACUCACACUCACACCCGCACGGCGUGGGACCCAUACGCAGGCGCAUCGCUGACAAGUUCUGCACCCCCAUCGCCUCAGGUAUACGAGAGGAGCUGGCGCAGAACUGUGAGUUCUAUAAGAACGCUGACGUCAGACCUCCCUUCACCUACGCCUCUCUCAUACGCCAUGCCAUUCUGGAGGCUCCAGACAUGCAGCUGACUCUUAAUGAGAUCUAUAACUGGUUUACACGAAUGUUCGCCUACUUCAGGAGAAACACAGCCACAUGGAAGAAUGCUGUGCGCCACAACCUGAGUCUGCAUAAGUGUUUUGUGAGGGUGGAGAACGUGAAGGGGGCCGUGUGGACGGUGGACGAAGUGGAAUACCAAAAGAGAAGACCACCAAAGAUGACUGGGAGUCCUACUCUGGUGAAGAAUAUGAUUUCAGGCCUGGGCUUCGGUUCCCUAAACGCCAGCUACCAGGCGGCCCUUGCAGAGAGCAGUCUGACUCUGUUGAACAGCCAGGGCCUGGUUAACCCCUCCUCUGCCGCCAGCCUCAGCAUGCUACACGGGAUGGGUCACAAUGACGUCAGCUCCACUGUGGAACAGGUCAACAGCAACGGUAGCUGCAGCCCUACACUCAGCCCACAGCAGUAUGGACACCAGGUCCAUGUGAAGGAGGAGCCCACUGAGGUUGAGGAGGACAGACGCUCAGUGUCGCUCAUGGCAACUAUCACUCAUGGCAGCAUGGCAUUGCCUAGCGAUCGGGAUGACCGAGAUUUGGAGGAUGAGCUUCCAACCGACGAGCUGGAGUAGGAUUGGAAGAGCUGAACCAGUGGGCGGGACUUUGAGGUUUAAUCCCGCUCCCUCCAUUGGAGGGAAGAGAAAUUAUGACACAUAAAAAAGAAGAUAUAGAGAGUUUAAAAAAAGUAUGAUUUCUUUUAAAGCAAGAAAUCAACAACAAUGAGAAACUUCAAACAGGGUUAGACCUCCAUUAUGUAUCGAUGCAAAAAUAACACUCUGGAGCAUUGCUUUAUCCCCACACCUUUUCACCCACCUCACCACCCCCCCCUCCUCCCCCACCCUAUGAGCAGCGUAUUGCCAGAGAGACAGCUCUCAGUGGUGAUAUGGAGGUUCCCCCUUCUCCUCUGUCCUCCUCUCCCUGCUGAUAGUGACAGAUGGUCUGCCGCCCUACAGUCCUUUAGUGCUGGUAGUUUGAUGUUCACACCACUUAAAUAUACAUACAGGUGUGUGUGAGGGAGAGUGUAGACACACACACACACACCAGAUCAUGUAUAUAUAUUUUGGAACAGUCACCAGGAUGUGUAUACUUCUCCUACGAUCCUGUCAGUCGCUUUUUAUUUUCUUCUGUUAACUGAGAGAGAAGGAAAGACAGUUGUAGUUUUCUCAAAGAUUACCCCACAUCUGCUCACACAUCAGAAACCAAGCGUACAAGCCAGUCAGUGAUCCAUAGGUGAGACUGAGACUGGAUGGCAGGACUCUGCCCUAAGCCCACUCUCUACCCAUUCUCUGCCCAAGCCAGACAAGACUCUCUCCUCCUUAAGCCAAACACAGAAAGAAGAAAUCCCCACAAAACAGAUUUCAGCAAGAGGGCCCUUUGUUGCAUUACUCCUUCUUCAUGCGUGAUAGAGUGACGGGCCCAGGCCACCGAGAGAGAGAGAGAGAGAGAGGUAGGAGA